UAUAACUUGAUAUGAGUUAUCACUAGAUCUAAGUUAUUAUUUAUAACUUGGAAAUAGUGCGGCAGUGCCAUUGCUCUGCAAUACUUAUUAACGAGAACAAGUUAAGAUGUCCCUGAAAUCGGUUUCCGGGGGCCUGGACGGCUUCGCCCAGAAGACGAUAGGCUCCACGGUUCCCAUCGUGCAGAAGCAAACUCAAGAUCUCGGUACCACCGCAACAGCGAUCACUAGCUCAACAACGCCCGGCGAGUUCCCUGGGGAGAAAACCCGGGACAGAGUCGACCCACAAGACGACUCCUCUGGUCCGUGGUAUGCGCCAAUGACCGCAUAUGUCAAAAAUAUCAUUCCAAACAUGUUGGACUGGUUUGAGUCGACUGUGAAAUGGUUUUUGGCGGUGAUUUUCCCUCCACCUCGCCAAGCAGCCAUCUUCGAGGCUGCGCUGGAAAAGCCCUACGCUACGUCUUUUCUGAUAUGUCAGCUCAUUUGCUGUGGAGUGCCUUUCCUUGUGUUUUUGGCAGGUACAUUUCUAUUUGCCGCGGUGGCUGCAUUGCUGUGGGCGAUUCUAUCGUUUUUGAUCAUGGGACCGAUCUUCCUGGUCGCUUGCAUGAUGGGAGCGUCUCUGUGGAGCUGGGGGUUGGUUUUGUAUGCAGUAUUCAAGUGGGUGGACCAGACGUUCCUGGGUAGUGCCAUUACCAAGUUCUGGCUUUCACAAUUGCCCAAGAAGGAGGCGUCUCAGGAACCUCCGGAAAAAGCCAAACCAAAGGAGGAAGAGCGAUAAACAGCUGAAAUAAC
This is a messenger RNA of Aspergillus alliaceus, 789 nucleotides long. RefSeq names its product seipin co-factor family protein. Bases 107 to 775 code for a protein of 222 amino acids. The record is from RefSeq and is a predicted model, not a curated record. Lineage: Eukaryota; Fungi; Ascomycota; Eurotiomycetes; Eurotiales; Aspergillaceae. The transcript is spliced from 2 exons.